GUCAAAGUGACAGUUACUGUGAAUUUUGUUCGGCCCUUUUCCAGUGAAAGUGAAUUUAUUAAUAUUUUGUGUUGAAAAUCACUGAUAAUGGCCACUGUCGCGGAGCUGCAGAAGAAAAUAAAAGAGCUUGAAGCUAAACUAGCGGCUGCUCAAGGAAAUGCUGGUCCAGCGAGGCAGAAAAUUGAUGUUAUGUCGUCCGAAGUUGUCGACUCCAAUCCUUACAGCCGUCUUAUGGCGUUGAAGCGUAUGGGCAUUGUGGAGAACUAUGAGAAGAUCAGGGAGAUGUCCGUAGCCGUGGUUGGAGUAGGUGGUGUUGGUAGUGUCACUGCUGAGAUGCUCACUCGCUGUGGAAUUGGCAAGCUGAUCCUGUUCGACUAUGACAAAGUGGAGCUAGCGAACAUGAACCGGUUGUUCUUCCAGCCCCACCAAGCUGGGCUCAGCAAGGUGGAUGCGGCUGCGGCCACCUUACAGAAUAUCAAUCCCGAUGUUGCUAUCGAUGCAUACAACUAUAACAUCACCACCAUGGAAAACUUUCAGAAAUUUUGUGACACUAUCAGCAAGGGCAGCCUAACUGGGGGCCCUGUGGACCUAGUACUGAGCUGCGUGGACAACUUCGAGGCCCGCAUGGCGAUCAACACGGCGUGCAACGAACUCAACCAGCGCUGGUUCGAGUCUGGAGUCAGUGAGAACGCUGUCUCCGGGCACAUACAAUUCAUCAUACCCGGGGAAACUGCCUGCUUUGCUUGCGCUCCGCCGUUGGUAGUAGCGUCAAAGAUUGACGAGAGGACGCUCAAGAGGGAGGGAGUGUGUGCCGCCAGUCUGCCCACCACCAUGGGAAUCGUUGCCGGGUUCUUAGUUCAAAACACAUUGAAGUACUUACUAGAAUUUGGAACAGUGAGCCAUUACUUGGGAUACAGUGCACUCACUGAUUUCUUCCCAACUAUGGGGUUGAAGCCAAACCCGCAGUGCGACGAUAGCCACUGCAGGGCGCGACAGGCAGAGUUCAAAGCUAAACCCGUCGUGGAAAUAGCCACCGAAGUGAAGGAAGACACCGCGCCCGUACAUGCUGACAAUGAAUGGGGUAUCAGUUUAGUAGACGAACAUGUGCCAGAAGAGGACGUAACGAAUUUGAAUUUAGUUGACGGUGUACAGAUUGCAUACAGCAUUCCCGUAGAUAAUAGUACGCCGGAGUCCAGCACAGGUGGCGCUGUGGCCGCCUCCGAACUGUCGCUCGAGGAACUCAUGCAGCAAAUGAAGUCUAUGUAAAACCUUAUGACUAUAAUAGGUAAGACUUGAGCGAUUUAUCUGGAGAUGAAAGGAAUGAUUGAUCUGUGUCUAGGUGAUUUUUGUUUUAUAGCAAUCAGCCGUGCUUAGGGAAACUCAUAAAGAGAAAAUUAAGU
Pectinophora gossypiella (pink bollworm) is the source of this 1400-nucleotide messenger RNA. RefSeq names its product ubiquitin-like modifier-activating enzyme 5 (gene Uba5). Gene Ontology annotation, biological process: protein ufmylation. NCBI's taxonomy places the organism in Eukaryota, Metazoa, Arthropoda, Insecta, Lepidoptera, Gelechiidae. Gene Ontology annotation, cellular component: cytosol; cytoplasm. The record is from RefSeq and is a predicted model, not a curated record. Gene Ontology annotation, molecular function: UFM1 activating enzyme activity. The transcript is spliced from 9 exons. Bases 88 to 1266 code for a protein of 392 amino acids.